Molecule: messenger RNA, 483 nt
Organism: Aspergillus affinis
Lineage: Eukaryota; Fungi; Ascomycota; Eurotiomycetes; Eurotiales; Aspergillaceae
Product: nuclear transport factor 2 family protein
Exons: 1
Coding region: 1-483 (160 amino acids)
Source: RefSeq, a predicted model, not a curated record
AUGACAACCAUCCCCAGCCUCCCUGCCACCCUCACCCCAGCCCUAACCGGCCGUGACGCCAUCGCCGACGCCGUCUACCGAUGUGUCCUAGGCUUCGACACAGGAGACUCUGCUCUAUUCGGUUCCGCCUUCCUCCCAGACUCCACGCUCGAGAUCAACGGACGCGUUCUCUCCGGCUUAGCAGCAAUCCACACCGACUGUUUCGACCCGGUAUCGAAGCUCGACACCACGCACUUCGUCUCGAAUAUCCGGAUCAAUAUUGCGGACAGCGGAACUGAGGCGUCCCUGACUGCAUCGUCGAUCGCGCAGCACUAUCGCACGGGAAAGGGCAUGGAGGCGGAUCAGCCGAGAUUGUUGGGUGGGAGUUUAUACUAUGUUGAUCUUGUCACGCGUGAGGGGGAUGGCGGUUUGUGGAGGAUUAAGGCGUUUAAGAUGAAUUCGACUUGGGUGGAGGGAGAUUGGGGGGUAAUGAAGGGAGAGUAA